AUGGCCUCUGCACCUUUGCUGUCUAGAAGUCAAGGCUCAUUCACAGCGACUUCUGCUCCUGUUAAAGUGGUGACAUCACUGACUCUUUUGUCACAGGUGACUAUAACAGAUAAUUUUGUUGAGCAAUCACCACUCAGCAAACCUGUAUCCAUCAUAGACUCUAAGUCAGUACACAGGAGGUGGGAGGCUUUAUGGUCUAACACUACACUGUUUGUACAGAUGGGUGCAAAGGCUCUGCUGUGCUGCCCUGCUCUUCCAGUGACAGAAGCACUAUUCAUAACGUGGGUCAUAGCCCCCAGAGGCCAGUCUCCCUGCAGAAUAUCCUACAGAGUAGAAACAAAGGAGACCAAUGAAACCAACUGUACAGACAGGAGAAUCACCUGGGCCUUCACACCUGAGCAGAGUCCUGAGCGUCAGAUCAAUGCAGUGGCCCUCGAUCAUGAUGGGCUUUAUUCAUGUGAAAUAGCAACACCUAUGGGGAAUUUCCAAAGAACACAUGACCUCCAAGUGCUAGUGCCUCCAGCAGUAACCCUGCUUCCGGGGGAAAACAGAACAGCAGUUUGUGAGGCAAUUGCAGGCAAGCCGACUGCACAGAUCUUUUGGACUCCAGAUGGGGAUCAUGUCACUAAGAAGGAAUCACACAGCAAUGGCACCAUGACUGUCAGGAGCACAUACCACUGGGAGCAGAACAAUGUGGCUGCUGUGUUCUGCAUUGUCUCCCAUCCGACUGUCAACCGGACUCUGUUCAUAGGACUCAAUCAAGGUGUCACCAUCAUGCUGCAUUCCCUGCUGAUCAUUCUCUAUGUGAAACUUUCCUUUCUGGGGAUUAUUCUGCUUAUUGUAGGAUCUGCUUUCUUCCAGAAGAGAGAUUAUUUCAGGUAG
Arvicola amphibius (Eurasian water vole) is the source of this 882-nucleotide messenger RNA. RefSeq names its product cell surface glycoprotein CD200 receptor 2-like. The record is from RefSeq and is a predicted model, not a curated record. Gene Ontology annotation, molecular function: signaling receptor activity. Gene Ontology annotation, cellular component: external side of plasma membrane. The transcript has 5 exons. Gene Ontology annotation, biological process: regulation of neuroinflammatory response. The coding region runs from base 1 to 882 and encodes 293 amino acids. NCBI's taxonomy places the organism in Eukaryota, Metazoa, Chordata, Mammalia, Rodentia, Cricetidae.